CUUCAAGUCCCAUAAAACUCCAUUGCUAAAACAUGAAAGUUAUAGCUCCUUCCCAUCUAAAACUGAUGUUCGGGUCUAGCCAGCCGACGUCACGCUCCUAUCCAUGUGUACAAAAUGCUCAGAGAUCUGACUCGUGCGGAACUAGUCGCUCCGAAUGGCGGAGCACAUUUGCUACUCUAACAAGCAAGGUUGUUACUCAAAAAACCUUACCAAUGCCUCAAGUUUCCGUCGGAAUCGAUCAUGUGAACGGUCAUAACCGCGCUGCACGUGUCCUGGGAAUGAAUCAGAAGCCUCUCAGUGUCAAUGAUCUCCCCCCGGCACCCAUGCACGGAGGAGCUAAUCUACGUGUUGCGUAUCAAGGCGCUCCAGGCGCUUACUCCGAGGCAGCCGCAUGUAAGGCUUACCCUAACUACGAGGCUGUCCCUUGCGACCAGUUUGAAGUUGCGUUUCAGGCGGUAGAGCUCUGGAUCGCCGACCGUGCGGUUCUACCAAUCGAGAACUCUCUCGGAGGUUCUAUCCACCGAAACUAUGAUCUUCUCCUUCGUCAUUGUCUCCACAUCGUCGGCGAAGUCCAGCUCCCCGUUCACCACUGUCUCUUAGCUCUUCCCGGAGUACGCAAAGAAUUCCUCACGUGCGUGAUGUCGCACCCUCAAGGCCUCGCUCAGUGCGAGCGCACGCUCACAAAGCUCGGUCUCAACGUCACCCGCAAGGCCGUCGACAACACCGCGAUAGCAGCCGAGCACAUUGCCGCCAACAAUCUACGUGACACGGCGGCGAUAGCGAGCGCACGCGCCGCCGAUAUUUACGGCCUGGAGAUUUUGGAAGACGGUUUACAAGACGACGCGAGUAACGUGACGCGCUUCGUGAUGCUGGCGCGUGAUCCUUUAGUACCGAGAACUGAUCGUCCGUUUAAAACGAGCAUCGUCUUCGCUCACGAGAAAGGCACUAGCGUGCUUUACAAGGUGCUCUCUGCUUUCGCGGCAAGGGACAUCAGCUUGACGAAGAUCGAGUCCAGGCCGAAUCACAACCGUCCGAUCAGGCUCGUCGACGAUGCCAACGUAGGGACGGCGAAGCAUUUCGAGUACAUGUUCUAUAUCGACUUCGAGGCGUCGAUGGCGGAGGCGCGUGUUCAGAACGCUCUCUCGGAGGUUCGGAAGUUCACGUCGUUCUUGCGGGUGCUGGGGAGUUAUCCCAUGGAUAUGACUCCUUGGUCACCAUCAUCCUCAACAUCCCACAAGGCUUCGUCUAAAAUGAACCAUUCAUAUGGAAACGUAAACAUGGCGAAACCAUAAUAUAUAUAGUAUGUUACAAUCUUGCAUUUCCAAUAAAAUAAAAAUAAUUGCUGGAUAAUAAAGCAUUGUAAACUAUAAACAAGACCUCCAGUUUUCCAUUUUCUCUUCGUGUGAUAAGCAGUGCCGUGCUGAACCUUGUC
Molecule: messenger RNA, 1432 nt
Organism: Brassica oleracea var. oleracea
Lineage: Eukaryota; Viridiplantae; Streptophyta; Magnoliopsida; Brassicales; Brassicaceae
Product: arogenate dehydratase/prephenate dehydratase 6, chloroplastic-like
Exons: 1
Coding region: 33-1292 (419 amino acids)
Biological process (GO): L-phenylalanine biosynthetic process
Cellular component (GO): chloroplast; cytoplasm
Molecular function (GO): arogenate dehydratase activity; prephenate dehydratase activity
Source: RefSeq, a predicted model, not a curated record